This is a messenger RNA of Setaria italica (foxtail millet), 783 nucleotides long. Its product is annotated as hormone receptor 4-like. The record is from RefSeq and is a predicted model, not a curated record. NCBI's taxonomy places the organism in Eukaryota, Viridiplantae, Streptophyta, Magnoliopsida, Poales, Poaceae. The transcript has a single exon. The coding region runs from base 1 to 783 and encodes 260 amino acids.
AUGGAAGACAGGGCAGCACGGAUAUUUGCAAGCCUGCCCUACACCGCCUGCCACUUACCCCACUCCUCGGCAUCAUCCAGCGCGAAGAGGGGCCUCUGCGGGUCCUCAUGGGAUCUCCAGUGCAGGGUCGACCCACCCCACGCAUUGGGGUCGGGAUUAACUGAGACAAGGGCGGAGGCCGUUCUGGCCGACCCCGGCGCCGCCGUCCCCGACGUCGCCGCCAGGGCAGGCGCCACUGCCUCUGACGCCGUCGGCUCCGUCGACGACCCCAGCACACUCGCCGUUGUCUCCGUUGUCGUCACCGCAGCCGUCAUCGCCGCCGUCGCGCAUCCCGCUCUCUCCGUUGUCGCCGCUGUCUCCAUCGCGGCUGCUAGGGCGGGCGUUCCUGUCUCUGCCACUGUCGCCAUCUCCGUCACGGCCACUAGGGAAAGUGCCCCCAUCUCCAUCGCCGCCAUCUCCACCAUCACCGUCGGAGCCCCCUCCGUGGCCGACACCCUGGACGCCGACGCUUCCCCCGCGGGCUCCUCCUCCACCUCGUCGUCGAGGUCUAUCACCUCGCUGGGCGGAGGAACCCCAGGGGCAGCACCUUGUCCCGCAGGGUCGGUUGCAGAGGCAGAAGGUGGAACAGGGGUCGGUUCCUGCCCCGUGCCCGACUGUGGCACCCCCCCUCUGGUCGCCGCCACAGAGGCUGUCUCUGCGGGAGGCCCCGCGGCCUCUCCGAUGACACUGCCGCUCGCCGCUGGCGGAGUCACGGCCCGCCCCACGGAGGUGGUCGACACCUAG